Messenger RNA from Chenopodium quinoa (quinoa), 785 nucleotides. RefSeq lists its product as uncharacterized. The transcript has a single exon. The coding region runs from base 121 to 672 and encodes 183 amino acids. NCBI's taxonomy places the organism in Eukaryota, Viridiplantae, Streptophyta, Magnoliopsida, Caryophyllales, Amaranthaceae. The record is from RefSeq and is a predicted model, not a curated record.
GUCACCACCACCCAUUUGUUUUCGGAUAAACCUUGACAAUAUUCCAAACAUACAAGUAUGUUGCAUUAUCUUGCAUUGUAUGGUAAGCACUAAACUUAGAGUGCUUACCAAGAAGAAAGCAUGAACACCUUGGUUACCUUUCAUCAACAACCCGUCUGCAUUACAAAACCAUCUUUAUGGGAUCAAAAAAGCCAACCAUUCUACUCUACAACAAUAAAUAACCAUCAUUCACAUUCCACAAGCUCUUGGAAGUUGCAUGCUCAAUCCAAAGGAUUUGGGGGUGCAAAUGACUCGAUACAGAAGAAGGCAAAUGCACCAAAAAAAGGCUUGAGUCAAGAAGACAAAGAAGAAGAAGAUGACGAUGAUAAAAUCCCAUCGGUUGUUUUCGAUAGGAUGGUAAGAAGGAUCUUGACCUCAGUGGGCGCGCCCAUGGUAAUGGGGGUGCUGUUGCUAAAACUCUUUGACAUAUUGAAAGAAAAACAGUUGUGGGAUGUGCCUAUUUGGGUAUCAUUUUUAACAACAUUUGUGUUCUUUGGAAGCUCAGUUCUUGGUGUUCCAUAUGGAUCUUUAUCAACUAGUUGGGAUGCUGAGAAGAAAGGCUCCCUGCUUGGUUUUGAAGAAGCCAAACAGAAUUGGGAUGAGAUGUGGAAAGAGGAAGAGAAUAAGAGUUGAUGAUGAUAAUAUGUUAGGAAGUUCUUAUGUUAUUUUUUUAAUUUACCACGAAGUAUAUGAUAGUAUUUCGAAAUAAGAGGGUGUUCAAAAUCCAUCCUACUGGUUUACGUAAA